AGUAAUGAAUUUCUAUACCAUACCAUUCACCUAGGGCAGUGGUAGAUCUUAAAGACAAAGAUUGAUUGAUUUUGUUUUCCUUUCAAAUUCCUUUUACCAAGAGACAGAGAUAAUAAAACACUACUUAUAUUUGAGAGGUGGUGAUGGUUGUGGUCAAGAGGACCAGCUAAAAAACAUAAUGUCCAAGCAAGGUAAGGAAAAGCUCUGGGGCAGACUAUAACCAUAACAGCAAACACUAUGAACCAGACACUUUAUCAACAGUUUAUCAACCCGUAAAAGCUUAUUACAGCUACGGAGUGGCUCAUGCCUAUAAUCCCAUCACUUUGGGAAGCUGAGGUGGGUGGAUCACCUGAGGUCAGGGAGUUCGAGACCAGCCUGGCCAACAUGGUGAAACCUGUCUCUACUAAAAAUACAAAAUCAGCUGGGCGUGGGGGCGUGAGCUUACAAUCUCAGCUACACGGAAGACUGAGGCAGGAGAAUCUCUUGAACCCAGGAGGCGGAAGUUGGUUGCAGUGAGCCGAGACCGCGCUAUUGUGCCAGCUUGGGCAAUGGAGUGAGACUCUGUCUCAAAAAAAAUUAUUACAAUCCUAUGAACUAGCUACUGUCAUUACUAUAAUGUAGAUGAAGAAAAUGGAACACGGAGAGUUGACAAAACAUCCCCAACCACACACUGGGAAUGAGUUGGUAUAGAAAUCCAAACACUCUGGCUCUAUUACUCUAAAUGCCACACACAGGAGCUGACUUCAGAAAAAAGAGAAAGUACUGGUCGCACAAUACUAACUGGUUCUACGGCCACUGUUCCCUUGCAUUUUCUUUUCCUUCUUGUUAGGAACACUUAUAUUUGAAGGAGGUAUCAUUUCUCCCACAAUUCACUUAACGUUUCCUCGAGUGUAAGCACCACUGAGGCCGCUCACAGCCCCAGAAUAGAAGUAAUCUGCCUCCGAGAAAUCUUCACUGUACCCAGAUUCCCUCCCAGAGGAGCCAUCACGUCUCACGGGUGGUACUCUCUUCUCCGGCUGAUUACACUUUUUAUCUGUACCAGUUAAUUUUUCCAGCUUCUAAUUGAAUAAAAGCAGUUUUCUUUAAAAAAGAAAGAAAAAAGAGAAAGAAGAGAAAAGAAAGAAAGAAAGAAAGAAAGAAAGAAAGAAAGAAAGAAAGAAAGAAAGAAAGAAAGAAAGGAGAGAGAGAGAGAAAGAAAGAAGACCGAGAAGGAAAGAGAGAGAAAGGAAGGAAAGGAAAAUAAGAAAUAGAAGGGACCUGCAGAAACGAUUUACCACGCGCAGCUGACCCUGGGAGGAGCCACAGGAUGAACCAGCGCCUCCCAGGCUGGACGCCCGCUCGGGACACCGCAGACAGUCCCACCCUCAAGGGCGACACCAACUCUUCUGAAUUUCGGAAAGAACCUUUUCUAGAGGGACCGGAAACCCGGUGGGGACCGCGGCGGGAACGGACUGCCCUACCAACUGUUCUUCCGGGUCCGGAAGGUGAUCUCCGCCCAUGCUCAGAAUCCAGGGGCCCGGGGCCGUAGGUAGGAGUAAAAUGGGUGGGGUCCCUUAACUAAGGUCGUCCAGUCCAGGUGGCGUGUGUUUGGCCUAACGUGUCAGUGGCACAAAUCACGCGAAUUCAUAAACAUUGCCCGUUCGGAAGCCUUUCUAAGAUGCAUUUAAUCCCUGCAUGAGCCCACGUUAGGCAUUCACGAACGCAUGUGCGCUGUUUUCUCGGAAGCCGCCGGCUGGCUAUCCCUCCUGGCGCGCCGCUGCGGGUGCCAUUCCUCACGUCCCAGUCUACCCUGAAGCCAAGGGCUUCUGGGCUCCAAUUUGAGGCGAAGCCACCCCAGAGCCGUAAUUUUUCUGCAGUGAUUUAUUUUUACCUUUCAGAUUCCUUGCCAAGAAUAUCCUAGCGGCGAAACAGCACCUUACGGGGGUCAGAACGUCUGGGUUCUAGUCUUGACUACCAUUAACUCGCGAGAUCGGGAAAAUGAGGCCCACGGGAAACAAGUGACUUGCCCAGUCCAGAUAACACUUACUAUCAGAGAGAAACAUGAACCAGAAGCUACUGAAGUUGGAGAACUUGCUACGAUUUCACACUAUUUAUAGGCAACUGCACAGUCUGUCUCAAAGAAGAGCAUUAAGACAGUGGAGGCAUGGGUUUUCAUCUCUGUACCCUGUGUGGACAGCUCAGCUGUAUCCCUGGCCCUGGCCAACAGAUGUGCUCACUGGGGCUGCUUUAUCUCAGCAUAGGCUUCUAGUAACAAAAAAGGAAGAAAGACCACGGAAAUCUCAGUUGUCUUCAACAAAGUCUAAAAAGGAGGUAGAAGUAUGGCUUGGAAUGACUGUUGAGGAACUGGGCAGGGCAAUGGGAAAAAACACAGAUUUUGUAUAUGAAGCUUUGUUGAACACUGCUGCUGACAUAGAUUCACUGGAAGCAGACUCACCUUUAGAUGAAGUCUGGAUCAAAGAAGUGAUAAAGAAAGCAGGGCUGAAGUUAAAGUGGAGUAAAUUAAAACAGGACAAAGUCAGAAAAAAUAAAGAUGCUGUAAGAAGGCCCCAGGCAGAUCCAGCUUUAUUAACCCCAAGGUUCCCAGUUGUUACUAUAAUGGGACAUGUUGAUCAUGGGAAAACGACGUUACUUGACAAACUUCGAAAAACUCAAGUGGCAGCAAUGGAAGCUGGAGGCAUCACUCAGCACAUUGGUGCCUUUCUUGUGUCUCUGCCUUCUGGGGAAAAGAUAACUUUUCUUGAUACUCCAGGACAUGCUGCUUUCUCAGCGAUGAGGGCCAGAGGGGCUCAGGUCACUGACAUUGUCAUAUUAGUUGUAGCUGCAGAUGACGGGGUGAUGAAACAAACUGUAGAAUCUAUUCAGCAUGCCAAAGAUGCUCAAGUUCCUAUUGUCCUUGCCAUAAAUAAAUGUGACAAAGCUGAGGCUAAUCCUGAGAAAGUGAAAAAAGAACUGCUGGCUUAUGAUGUGGUGUGUGAAGAUUAUGGAGGUGAUAUUCAGGCAGUGCCUGUCUCUGCACUUACGGGUGAUAAUCUGAUGGCUUUGGCAGAAGCAACAAUUGCUCUUGCAGAAAUGUUAGAACUGAAAGCAGAUCCCACUGGUCCAGUGGAAGGAACAGUAAUAGAGUCUUUCACAGACAAAGGAAGAGGUCCUGUUACUACAGCUAUAAUUCAAAGAGGAACUUUAAGAAAAGGCUCUGUUCUGGUUGCUGGAAAAAGUUGGGCAAAAGUUCGCUUAAUGUUUGAUGAAAAUGGAAAAACAAUGGAUGAGGCCUAUCCCAGCAUGCCAGUGGGAAUUAUAGGCUGGAGAAACCUUCCUUCUGCAGGAGAAGAAAUUCUUGAAGUUGAAUCUGAGCAAAGGGCACGUGAAGUGGUUGACUGGAGGAAGUAUGAACAAGAACAGGAGAAAUGUCAAGAGGAUAUGAAAAUAAUAGAAGAAAAGCGAAAGGAACACCAAGAAGCACAUUGGAAAGCCCGUGAGAAGUAUGGCAACAUGCAGUGGAAGGAGAGAGCAUAUCUAAAGUAUUUAGAAAGAAAAGGACAAACAUUCUUAAGGCCAAAAGAGAAAACAGAAAGAGAUUCAAAUGUACUUCCUGUGAUUAUUAAAGGUGAUGUUGAUGGUUCUGUUGAGGCCAUUUUGAACAUUAUAGAUACCUAUGAUGCUUCACAUGAAUGUGAACUAGAAUUAAUACAUUUUGGAGUAGGUGAUAUAAGUGCAAAUGAUGUUAACCUUGCUGAAACAUUUUAUGGUGUUAUAUAUGGCUUUAAUGUGAAUGCGGGCAAUGUUAUCCAACAGUCAGCUGCAAAAAAAGGAGUAAAAAUUAAACUUCACAAAAUAAUUUACCAUCUUGUUGAAGAUUUGCAAGAUGAACUGAGCAGCAGAUUACCUUGUGCUGUGGAAGAGCACCCAGUAGACGCAGUUUUGCUCUUGUUGCCCAGGCUGGACAGCAAUGGCACAAUCUGAACUCACUGCAGCCUCCACCUCCUGGGUUCAAGCGUUUCUCCUGCCUCCACCUCCCAAAAUAGCUGGGAUUACAGGCGCCAACCACCACUCCUGGCUAGUUUUUGUAUUUUUAGUAGAAAUAAUGUUUCACCAUGUUGGCCAGGCUGGUCUUGAACCCCUGACCUUGGAUGAUCUGCCCGCCUCAGCCUCCCGAAGUGCUGGGAUUACAGGUGUGAGCCACUGCACCUGGCCCUAUAACAGUUUUAAGUUUCCAGAAAAAACUACAAGAGAAAUACAAGGAUCUCCUGUGUGUGUAUCUUUUAUUUAAUUCACCAGUUGUUUACAUUUUGUCCUAUUUGCCUCAUUUUUGUCCUGCUCCAUAUACACAUGAUUUUUUUCCCCUGGACCAUUUGAGAAUGUUUGAGAUAUUGUGCCCAUUUUCCUCUAAAUAUUUACAUCUGCUUAGCACAAGGAUACUAUCUUAUAAAACCAUAGAACUGAUCAAACUCAGGAAAUUUAACAUUUAUUUAUACAAUGCCAUUAUCUAAUAUACAGUCCCUAUUCACAUUUUGUCCACUGUCCCAACAAUAUGCUUUUUUCCCCUAGUCUAGGAUCAUGGAUUAUAAUAUAUCCAUGUUGUCAUCUCUCUCUAGUUCCAUUUAAUCUGGAACAGUUCUUCAGUUUUUGUCUUUGAGAUAGUCUUACUCUGCCACCAAGCUGGAGUGCAGUGGUGCAAUCUCGGCUCACUGCAACCUCUGCCUCCUGGGUUCAAGCCAUUCUCCUGCCUUAGCUUCCCAAUUAGCUGGGAUUACAGACAUGUGCCACCAUGCCCAGCUAUUUUUUUUGUUUGCAUUUUUAGUAGACACAGGAUUUCACCAUGUUGGCCAGGAUGGUCUCAGACUCCUGACCUCAUGAUCUGCCCUCUGUGGCCCCUCAAAGUGCUGGGAUUACAGGUGUGAACUACCAUACCUGGCCAAUUUUUUUCUGUUUUUGACCUGGACAUUUUGAAGCAUAUUGGCCAGCUAUUUUAUAGAAUGUACCUUAAUUUGGAUUUGUCCAGUGUUUCCAAUGAGAUUUGAUUUUGCAUUUUUGGUCUAUGUGACAGAUUAUUUUAGGUUUUUCUGACCUGCUCAACAUGAUUGUACAGACAUUUUUAUGAUCUUGUGCUAAGAGCAAUUUGGAAAACUGAGUCAUAUGUGGGCUUCUAGGAUUAAGCAAACACACCAGUCAGGUAACACUAACAAAUAGCACCCUAGAAAUUUGGUUCAUUGUAGUGUGUGUUACUUCAUUAUUGGAAUUUGUUUUAAUUUUUAGUCAGUGAAAAAAAACAGACUCAGCCAGGCACAGUGGCUCACACCUGUAAUCUCAGCACUUUGGGAGGCCAAGGUGGGCGGAUCACCUGAGGUUGGGAGUUUGAGACCAGCCUGUCCAACAUGGAGAAACCUUGUAUCCACUAAAAAUACAAAAUUAGCCAGGCAUGGUGGUGCAUGCCUGUAAUCCCAGCUACUCAGGAGGCUGAGGCAGGAGAAUCGCUUGAACCCAGGAGACGAGGUUGCAGUGAGCUGAGAUGGCGCCAUUGCACUCCAGCCUGGGAAACAAGAAGGAAACUCCAUCUGAGGGGGGCGAGCGGGCAGAAAACCAGACUCAAAAUUAGUACUCCUAAGUAGAUAUAAAUUACUCAUGGCAAGAUGAAAAACGAGGCCAGGCACAGUGGCUCACGUGUGUCAUCCCAGCACUUCUGGAGGGUGAGGUAGGAGCACUGCUUGAGGCCAAGAAUUCAAGACCAGCCUCCAAAACAAAAAAGCUAAAAAAAAUUAUUUGGGCAUGGUGGCAUACACCUGUAGUCUUAGCUAUCCAAGAGGAUUGCUUGAGCCCAGGAGCUUGAGGGUACGUUGAGCUAUGAUUGUGCCACUGUACUCCAGCCUGGGUGAUCCAUCUGUAAAAAAAUUUUUUUAAAAGAUAAUUAAAAAGAGGCCGGGCGCGGUGGCUCAAGCCUGUAAUCCCAGCACUUUAAGAGGCCGAGGCGGGUGGAUCACGAGGUCGAGAGAUUGAGACCAUCCUGGUCAACAUGGUGAAACCCCGUCUCUACUAAAAAUACAAAAAAUUAGCUGGGCAUGGUGGCGCAUGCCUGUAAUCCCUGCUACUCGGGAGGCUGAGGCAGGAGAAUUGCCUGAACCCAGGAGGCAGAGGUUGCGGUGAGCCGAGAUCGCGCCAUUGCACUCCAGCCUGGGUAAGAAGAGCGAAACUCCAUCUCAAAAAAAAAAAACAAAAAAGAUAAUUAAAAAGAAAUCAAGUAAUGAUAAUCUACUCUAGAAAAUAUAUUGAAGCAAAGCUUAAAACAAGGUUUUCAUGGAAUAGACAAGAUAUAGGCAAAGUUGGCUGGAUACAGUGGCUCAUACCUGUAAUCCCAGCACUUUGAGAGGCUGAGGUGGUAGAUCACUUGAGGUCAGGAGUUUGAGAACAGCCUAGCCAACCUGGUGAAACUUGUCUCUACUAAAAAUACAAAAAUUAGCUGGAUGUGGUUGUGGGUGCCUAUAAUCCCACUACUCGGGAGGCUGAGGCUUGAGAAUUGCUUGAACCCCGGAGGUGGAGGUUGUAGUGAGCCGAGAUAAUGCCACUGCACUCCAGCCUGGAUGACAGAGUGAGACUCCAUCUCAGAAAAAAAAAAAAAAGUAUAGCUGAAGAGUUUCAUGCCUUUGUAUUCUUAAUAUUGGUGAGGAAAAUAAAGUUGGAGUUAAAGAAACCCAGACUUUUUUCUAUGCAUGAAUUUGGAUUUUGGUCGUACCUUGAAUCCUUACACUACAGAAUGUCAGAAAUUGCACAUUUCUCAGACUCUUUAGUUUUCUGUACAUUAAUG
Callithrix jacchus (white-tufted-ear marmoset) is the source of this 6796-nucleotide messenger RNA. RefSeq names its product mitochondrial translational initiation factor 2 (gene MTIF2). The record is from RefSeq and is a predicted model, not a curated record. Gene Ontology annotation, molecular function: GTPase activity; translation initiation factor activity; GTP binding. NCBI's taxonomy places the organism in Eukaryota, Metazoa, Chordata, Mammalia, Primates, Cebidae. Gene Ontology annotation, biological process: translational initiation. Gene Ontology annotation, cellular component: cytoplasm.